GAAAGGUGGGGCGAGUGUUUAUGCAGGCGGCAAUAGCGGAAGCCAAGACAAAAAGAACGCAAGAAUGAACCUCACAGGUUCUGCAAGUUGUCCUUUUUCCCUUAGCCUUUCCAAACUGGGAGCUCAAAAAUCUGAGAUCUCCCUCGCCUGGAACUACUCUGCAUUGACCAACUCCUGUGCAACUCCUCACACCACAUCUCUGUCGUGCCGCCCAUGCCCGUCGACAGCAGCCGGAGUUUCCUCGUUGCCGAUAGCAGAGCGAUGUUCGUCUGUUGCCCCUAGGUCCGCAGAAGGCAUCGAUGAACACCAGCUCAUUGAUGAUUUCCCCUAUCGGAGACACACCCCAUUCACCAAAGGCCUUCACUUUGCUUCACUACAAUGUGGUUAUGAAUUAACAUCAUAUAACAGGAUGCGAGCAUCGUUUGGUUUUUGCACGGCCCAUGUUUGGCAGUGCAAGGUAAAAAGACAACAACACUUUCAUAUCAAUGUUCAUACACUAUUACAAUCUAUUACAUACUAUUACUAUAAUUGCGGUAUUAUUCUGAUUAUUUAAUACCCGUUUCUUGGGUUUCUGUAUCACAAAUUUGAACCUUUCCCCUACACACUAUCAACUGGUAUGAGCCCCUUGGUGGAUCCCGUUGCGGGGGGGUCCUGAUUUGCUAGUUUUCCUUCCCUUUUUGAGAGGUUGCAACAAGCUGAACCGAUUUUAAAACUCAGGCUCCUUUAAAGUUUUAAAGAGAACCCCCUUGGAUGAAAACGGGAUGAAAGCACCAGGGCCGAAGUCGAAGAAGAACAGGAUCCAUGUUUCGAUUCGGGUCCUCCUUCACUAAACCGACGCCUGCCCAUGGUUCCACGAUGUUUCGAUCCUCAUGCCGGCCCGGCUCGGUGUUGAUCCUCAGGUGAGCCGCGGCGUGGCCCUCUUGAGCGCCGCCACGAAGCCUUCCGCCUUGGUCUCGAAGCUCUUCGCGCGUCAGGUCUCCAGAACCACUGGAACGCCCGUGCGCUUCGUGGUGCGUAUGGCUCCUCUGGACGUGGUCUGUUCACCACACCUCAAAAAUUUCCAGGCCGCUGCAGAAGCGGAGCUUCCGAAGCUGCUGGAGGGCGCCCGAGAAGGUGCUGGAUGGUACUGCUCCUUCCACAGCCGGGCCAUGGGCACCAUCAAGCGCGAGGACGCCAUGCAGGUCUUAAAGCAGGUGAUGGCUCCCCUGAAGUUGGAGCUGUCGGUGUCCGAGGCGGAGUAUAUGAUCCUCAUAGAGGUGAAUCCAAUCCUUUGCGGCUUUGCGGUGCUGAAGGAUUAUGAAGGACAGCUUCAUGAGUGUCACUUGCAGAACGCUUCGGAAGCCUUCGAACACGACGCCGCCAGCGAGCCCCUGUCGGACGACGAGGGCUCCGAGAGUGAAGCGCCCGACGAGCCCGACGAGCCUGCCCGGGCUGAGGAGACCCAUGAGGCUGAGUAGC
Molecule: messenger RNA, 1458 nt
Organism: Durusdinium trenchii
Lineage: Eukaryota; Dinophyceae; Suessiales; Symbiodiniaceae
Source: the annotation of a GenBank genome assembly